Lolium perenne is the source of this 1615-nucleotide messenger RNA. RefSeq names its product auxin-responsive protein IAA6. The record is from RefSeq and is a predicted model, not a curated record. Lineage: Eukaryota; Viridiplantae; Streptophyta; Magnoliopsida; Poales; Poaceae. Gene Ontology annotation, cellular component: nucleus. Gene Ontology annotation, biological process: regulation of DNA-templated transcription.
GAAAGCCCGCCCUAUAAAGCAGGAAGGAACGGCGUGCGAGGAGCUCGAGGCACCCACGCUUGGUCGGUAACCAGAGCCAAGGUGCCAUUCCGUUUCGCGAGCUGCAAGCCUCCACUUGGCCGGCCAUUUCUCUUCCCGGUCCUGCUUCUGGAGCUCAUCAGUUCAUCCUCGCCCAAAGGCCAAAGGCUUGCUGCGCCCUGCAAUUCUUCUCGUCUCCUGGCCGCCGUUGCUGUAGUAUUUGGAGUCUCUCUUGAAGCCCUUGAUUAGCUCACCUGCAACGAGUCCUAUGGAGGAAGGCUCCAUCAAGAGAGAAGCCAUGCCUCGGCUCCUAGAUCUCAUCCCUGACGAGAAGCAAUGGAAUAUGAGAGGAGCACCAGCUGUGCCAAGCAGACCAAGGAACACGGGCUUCGGGGGCGACGAGGACAAGAAACUGGAGCUGAAGCUUGGUCUUCCUGGCCUCGUAGAGGAGGAGAAAGCAGCUACCUCAAGCAAGAACAUGAUACAUCAGGAGAGCCCAGCUCUCUCCCUUGGGCACCUCCCUACGACAACCACCGGAGCAAAGAGAGGAUUCUUAGACACAGUUGAGGCCAAACCACAAGGUUGUAAUAAGGAACAGAAGCAGCAGGGAAGAGCAGCAUGUGGGAAGGAACUAGCAGCGGAGGAAAAUACGGCAGCUGUGAGUGAGAGGAAGAAAGGGUGCUGUCCCCCACCACCAUCUCAUGCCCCUCCUUCUGCUACGCCUGCACGCAACAGCGGCAACAGACCACAGGCGCGGGGGAGAGGGGCUGCAGCUCCGGUGGUCGGUUGGCCUCCAAUCCGACCAUUCAGGAGAAACCUUGCCAGCAGUAGUUCAUCCAGACAGCCUUCUAAGCCUCAAAAUGGUGAAGUUGAUGCGAAGGCGACACUUAACUGCAACAAAAGCCCUCUCGUAAAGAUCAACAUGGACGGGAUCCCCAUUGGAAGGAAAGUAGAUCUUGCAGCAUGUGACAGCUAUGAGAGACUUUCGGUGGCUGUAAAAGAUCUCUUCCAUGGUUUUAUUCAAGCACAAAGGGAUGCAUCCAAUGCUGAACGUGCGCAGCAAGGGGCAGACGAAAAAAUAUUUUCACAAUUGCUGGAUGGUUCUGGUGAAUAUACUCUAGUUUACGAGGACAAUGAAGGAGACAGGAUGUUAGUUGGGGAUGUCCCUUGGAAUGUGUUUGUCUCAACUGCUAAAAGGCUGAGGGUUUUGAAGAGCUCGGAGCUUUCACAUGACCUGAUUGGAGCUGUUCCCCAGAGAGCAGCAAAUUGCUGAAACGGUGUCAGCUUUUCAACCAUUUGAAAUGUUGCCACUGAAGCCGGAUCAUUAUCCUUUGGGGGAUUACUAUUUGCUGCCCACUUUUUUGCUUGUAGAGACGAAUCUAGUGAGAUCAAUUAGAAUACAAUAGAUGCAUGGAGAUAUCCUGCCUAUUUUGUAAAUUAGGCUACUUUGUAAUUUUUAACUCUAGAGUUCUUGAUUCAGUUACAUGAAUUUGGGUUUACAGGAGAGAGCUCGACGGCUCAUACCUGUGAAGUGACUCUUUGUCUGAAAAUUUGUAUUCUACCUUGACAUAAUCUGACAUACAAUCUGUUCAGGCCA